CUUCUCACUUUCUUUCCACCUAAACUUCGUUGUAGCGCAAGCACUUUUCCCACCAGACACUUUAUUCUCAGAACGUACACAACCGAUGUACUCUUCAAACUGUAUUUUUCCUCCCCCACCCCGCCUGCGGCCUGCCUCUAUCUUUAAAUAGAAUUUGAUGAAUUCAUCAAAAAAAAAAAAAAACAGAAUUUGAUGAAGAUUUGAACACUGUUAACUAUUUUAAUUAGAUUAACUCUGGGAAAACUAAAAAGUGUUGCGUGCGUCGGUGAUUCUGUCUUUUGUCUGGAAUUUCGUUAUGCCCGAGAGUGGCCCGUGUUGCGUAUCGUCCUGGGUGUUCGAACAUCAGGUUUAAAUGUUUGCGUGUAUGAAAUUUUGUUAAGAAGGCUUCUUAUUAGAUCAAGAGAAACCUUUCUCCGUCAUCAUUUGAAGGCUUAUUAUUAUAUUGAUGAAUUGAUGGAGAUACGUUUGAGAGAUAGAUCUUCAUAAUUUUCUUGGAUGUGUAAAGAUGGAGGAAAAACAAAUGAUCACUCAGUAUCGGGAGAGGUUGGACAAGACACUUUCGUCGCCGGAUCUGACAAAUGAAGAGACACUUAAAACCUUAGUCAAGAAUCAACUCCUUCAUUCUUUAGAAGAUGGAACUGAAGGAUGCAAUCUGAAAGUAAUUGAAAGAAGGACUGCAGAAGUAUCAUAUUUCCUUGACAUGUUGAGGAGCGCUUCCACAGAUGAUAAUGAGGGAUUGAACGCCAGUGAGAGAUCACAUGCUGAAUGGAAGUUAAAACAAGACAGUAAAGACUUUCGUGUUAUGUAUCGUGAAGGUCCGGAAGGCACUCCCUUUCAUACAUUACUUGCUGAAGGCUUUGUAGAUGGGCCUGUAGAUGUUUGUUUAUGCAUCUCAUGGGAGUCAAUCCUCUACAAGAAAUGGUGGCCUCAGUCUAGUGUUCCGACUUUCAAAAUCCUCUCUUGCAAAUGUUUGCAAAAGGUUCAGAUUGGUGAACAGAUAUGCUCAGUGAGGAUGAAGGUUCCUUGGCCACUGUCAACAAGGGAGGCCAUUGUACACUAUUUUAUGUUUGAGUACUUUCAAGAUGAUCUCAUUAUUGUUCUUCUAAACACGAUCUCUCAUUCAGAAAGCAUUGAUAGUAUUACUCAUGGUUUCACCAGUGAGGGGAUCCCUGAAGAAAACGAUGCUGUUAGGAUUGAUGUUAUAGGAGGUUUUGCUUUGCAAAAGGUGGCUCCAGAAAGAAGUUACUUUCGGACAAUAACAAAUAUGGAUAUCAAGCUUGACUUUAUCCCUCCAUCCCUUAUAAACUUUGUCUCAAGGCAGCUCGUCGGCAAUGGUUUCAGACUCUAUCAAAAGGUAGUGUCUUCUAUGUCGAGCGACAAAGAUUUUGUCAUGGCCUUGGGGGACCCGUUGUAUGGUAAAAUACGUGAUGUUCUUUAUCCCAUUGAUGUACCAAAAAGGGCUGUGAAAGGAGCAGAGAUUAAGGCUGAUACAUGUCUUCUCCCUAAAGAACAUCUUAUUGUAAGUAAGCAGGAUGACUUGAUGGAUACAAGUCAGGAGGUUCACAACAAUUACCAUGCGAACGAAUCUGAGCCAGAGAGUGAAAGAGUUACAGGUGGGAAAGCUUUUGGAGAGAUCGAAGAAGAAGAGAAUGAAGAAAACAGUCAUUUUGAGGAGGAUAGCAAGGACAUCGAUCAUAUUUCAACCAAGGAAUUUGGAGAAAGGUAUAAUGUAAACGACACAAAAAAUAUUUUAAUCAGACCUGAGGUGGAGCAAGCUCUAGGAACAUUAGAGAAGAUCAUCUUGGUUGUUCGGGAAUAUGGAUUUAAUGCCCAACGUGGGAUCUCUUCUGGCUUCAACGGUAAAGAACCUCCAAAUAGGGAAGAGGGUCUGACAACACACUCAAAUUCUUCUAACCCCAAGAGUGUCAUUGAUGAUGAGGUUAGUCUUGAAGUGCCAAAAACGGAAAUAGUCAACCAGACUUCGCAAGACCAACCGAGGAAUAGCGUUAGCAAUCACAGCUUCAGGCAUGCGGGAUCAAAUUCUCUCUUAAGGGAAGCAAACCAUAACAAAAUAGCACCAGCAUCACCGGAACAACAUCUUUUGGUUCCUGGUGAGGGCCCCCAGGUUGCUUUGGGUUCCUCCUCAAACAGGACAACAGAAGUGCAGACUUUGGACGAGAGUUCGUAUGAUAUUAAGCAAAUGAGCACCAAGGCAAAUGGCAUCCAUGAAAUGAGUCUUAACCGAGAAGAGAAGUCAAGCAGGCAGAAAAAGAAUUGGCUAUGUUGUUUCAGCACGGGAGGUUAGUUGGAAAGGCAUCACGCAACAGCUAAUUCCGAGAGAGGUUUUGUAACAUCUUGUGCGGGAAUAACAGAUAACUUGUAUAAUAGUAAUACAUUCUAAUAUACGUUCUUAGUUUUGUUCUAAAUUUCUUAUAAUUUUGGCAAAUGGGCUACCAUAAAAGUUCGUGCUUUUAACUUUGAUAA
Messenger RNA from Carya illinoinensis, 2484 nucleotides. RefSeq lists its product as uncharacterized. The record is from RefSeq and is a predicted model, not a curated record. The coding region runs from base 506 to 2305 and encodes 599 amino acids. Lineage: Eukaryota; Viridiplantae; Streptophyta; Magnoliopsida; Fagales; Juglandaceae. The transcript has 12 exons.